CGCAAUUCAUUUCGCUUAAGAAAGGCAGCAAGGUGUGCUUUCCAAGACGUUGGACUUGUCUCCUUCGCAAGAACAGUCCAGUUCACUGUAACGUCAAGCACACACCAUGCCUCAGUCCUCCAAGAUCAAAGACAUUAUCAUCACGGCAGUGGCGUUCCAUGAUAUGCCCUUGCUGAAUAGCGUGGGUGUGCAUGAGCCAUUUGCCCUGCGCAGCAUCAUUGAAAUCGUCACGGACGAUACCAAUGGGCUGGGCGAAUCAUACGGUGACUCCGUGCACCUUGGUCGCCUCCAGAAAGCAGCCGAGCAAAUCAGAGGCCUCUCAGUGUACGACACAAAUGCCAUUUACCAAAUUUGUGCCGACUCCUUGGCCGGGGACACCAGCACCGGUGGUGAUGGUAUGGCAGGAAUGGUAACUACGGCAUCUGCUGCCGACAAAGUCUUCUCUCCAUUUGAGGUUGCAUGCCUAGACAUCCAAGGCAAGCUUGCAGGGGUGCCGGUCAGCGAUCUGCUUGGCGGCCGGGUCAGAGACAAUGUCCAGUACUCUGCCUACCUCUUCUACAAGUGGGGAGGACAUCCCGGUCAACCGGACGAUGAAUAUGGCCCGGCACUUGAUCCGGAGGGUGUGGUAAAACAAGCAAAGAAGAUGAUCGAUGAGUACGGCUUCAAAGCCAUCAAGCUGAAGGGAGGAGUUUUCCCGCCAGAUCAGGAGGUUGCAGCUAUCAAAGCGUUGCAUAAGGCCUUCCCAGGCUUACCUCUCAGGCUCGACCCAAACGCAGCAUGGACUGUGGAAACAUCAAAAUGGGUGGCCAAGGAGCUGGAUGGAAUUGUCGAGUACCUGGAGGAUCCGACUCCAGACAUUGAAGGCAUGGCCGCAGUGGCCAAGGAGGCUUCUAUGCCGUUGGCCACGAACAUGGCUGUGGUCGCCUUUGACCAUCUGCCUCCUGCCAUAUUGCAAAAUGCUGUUCAGGUGGUGUUGUCUGACCACCACUUUUGGGGAGGCUUGCGGAAAUCCCAGACUUUGGCCGCUAUCUGUGCCAUCUGGGGUAUGAGGCUUUCGAUGCAUUCAAACAGCCACUUGGGCAUUUCCCUUGCUGCCAUGACACAUCUUGCAUCGGCAACUCUGAACCUAGACUAUGCUUGUGAUACUCAUUGGCCGUGGAAGCGGCGCGAUGAGGAUGUGAUUGUCGAUGGCGCGCUGAAAUGGGCUGACGGCGGUUUGAACGUUCCCACUGCACCCGGCUUGGGCAUCGAGUUGGACCGAGAGAAACUGGCCAAGCUUCAUAAACAAUACUUGGACUGUGGUUUGAGAAAACGAGACGACACCACUUAUAUGAGGAAGUUCCACCCCGACUUUUCGGCCAAAAUUCCGAAGUGGUGAGGUGGAAUGCAAAUAUACAUAGUUGGAAUAGACCUAAUACCUCGUCAAAAUACGCAGGUUGUAAAACGACACCUAAUGUUUGUAGCCACAACUUGAAUUUGACAAAAGUCGUUGUAGAUGACAAGGCCCAGAGAGGUGACAUUGUUGUAGAAAUUCCC
Messenger RNA from Exophiala dermatitidis NIH/UT8656, 1536 nucleotides. RefSeq names its product glucarate dehydratase. Bases 107 to 1378 code for a protein of 423 amino acids. The transcript has a single exon. The record is from RefSeq and is a predicted model, not a curated record. NCBI's taxonomy places the organism in Eukaryota, Fungi, Ascomycota, Eurotiomycetes, Chaetothyriales, Herpotrichiellaceae.